AUGGUUGCUGCAGGAAAAAGGUGUGUGUACAACCGCGUGGAGGGUUCCAGCGCCCCCUGGUGCCACUACCCGGACAGCUACGGCUACAGAGCGUCAGGAGACGUGCAGGAGACGGCCACAGGGUAUCAGGUGACCCUCACUCGCUCACCGGAGGCGCGGGCGGGUCAGAGCGCAGGGUUUGAUGACGUCAUUCUGGAGGUGGACAUGCAGACGGACAAGCGAGUCCGGGUCAAGAUGUAUCCCAAAGACGUGGAGAGAUGGGAGGUCCCCACAGAAGUGCUGGACAUAGAGAACCGGAGCCAGGCCGGAGUGACCAACAGCACUGCCCACUACAACGUCACUUUCUCCCACGAGCCCACCUUCUCUGUGAGGGUCAGUCGGAAGUCUACGGGGGCCACCAUUUUUGACACUUCCGUGCCAGGUCUAGUGAUGUCCGAGCAAUUCCUUCAGGUGACCUCCCACCUGGCCACUGACCGGAUGUAUGGCCUGGGCGAGCAUCGCCACAUGACUCUACAGCACGACAUGGACUGGAAGCUGUGGUCGAUGUUUACCCACGACGCGCCGCUCAACAGCGACUGGAACCUGUACAGCCAGCACCCAGUGUAUAUGAUCAUGGAGGAGGACGGGAGCGCCAACAUGGUUCUGUUGAAAAACUCGAACGCUAUGGGAGUCUAUCUGGACAGACAUUGA
Aplysia californica (California sea hare) is the source of this 690-nucleotide messenger RNA. RefSeq names its product sucrase-isomaltase, intestinal. Gene Ontology annotation, biological process: carbohydrate metabolic process. The record is from RefSeq and is a predicted model, not a curated record. The transcript is spliced from 6 exons. The coding region runs from base 1 to 690 and encodes 229 amino acids. Gene Ontology annotation, molecular function: carbohydrate binding; alpha-1,4-glucosidase activity. Lineage: Eukaryota; Metazoa; Mollusca; Gastropoda; Aplysiida; Aplysiidae.